AUGAUUGCAUCGCCUGGCAUCGAUGUGGUUCUUGAGAUUACGGGCAGUCCAGCUGCUGGAAUCCGGCAUGCCCUGCUCUGCUGCGAGCAUAAGAAGCAUAUCGUCAUGAUCAAUGUUGAGGCUGAUGUGCUCGCCGGUCCGUUGCUAGCACAGAAAGCGCGCGAGGCAGGCAUCAUUUACUCCAUGGCGUAUGGCGACCAGCCCGCUCUCAUCGCCGAGCUCGUAGACUGGGCACGCACUGCAGGCUUCGAUGUAGUCUGCGCCGAGCAGACCAAAGACAUGAAUCCGCAAAUGUUCAACUCUUUCUUAGAUGGCACCAAAUCAGCGUUGGAAAUGGCUGCCGUAGCAAACGGAUGCGAGCUGACUCCGCCGGAUAAUGGUCUCCUGUUUCCACCAUGCGGACGGCAUGAUUUGCCUCGAUCCCUCAGGCCGAAGUCGGAUGGUGGCCUAUUGGACAAGAAAGGCACUGUAGAAGUGGUAUCCUGCCUGGAGCUUGAUGGGCGACCUGUUUUCAAUGAUUUGCGCUGGGGUGUUUACGUGGUAAUAGAGGCACCCGGAGACUAUCAGAAAGAUUGCUUUAAGCAAUACGGCCUAGAGACUGAUAGCACUGGCAAGUAUGCCGCCCAAUUCAAGCCCUACCAUCUCAUCGGACUAGAGCUUGGUGUCUCGAUAGCUACAAUCAUGUGCCGCGGUGAGCCGACUGGUCAGACAAAGACAUGGGCGGGCGAUGUUGUUGCAACGGCGAAACGUGAUCUCAAAGCAGGCGAGAAGCUUGACGGCGAAGGUGGAUUCAUGGUCUAUGGCAAGUUGAUGCCAGCACAUGCAUCUAUGGCCAUCGAAGGUCUCCCAAUCGGCUUAGCCCAUGGAAUAACUCUGAAGCGUGACAUAAAACAAGGCCAAGGCCUGAGCUGGAACGAUGUGGAGUACAGCGAAAAGAAUCAGGCGGUCGCCGUGAGACGUGAGAUGGAAGCACUCUACAGGAAAGAAUUCGAGGCCAAGAAGAGCACAGCUAUCGGCAUUAACGGAUCCCAUUGACUGUUAUACAUGUAAGAAGUGAAAAGCUUGACGUGGAAUAUGGAGGAUGCAAAUCCUGUCACCCUCAUUGCACUCCUCAAGCUCACGAAUUCCAGACGAUAGGUGUGAAUGACUCCCCAGAUGCGCGUCAACAAUGUUUCAAAGGCAUACUUUGGAAGACAUCCUUGACCUCAAGAUCUUGAGUUGUACAUAUAAAUGCCGACGCAGCGGCUGCUACUUUCGUCACAAUGCGCUGACAUAGCUCCAGCACAGAGAGGAAUUUAAAUGGUAGUGUACAUGUAGGCAAAAGAGCCUUGGUAUGAAUUGGUACAAUUGACG
Messenger RNA from Pseudocercospora fijiensis CIRAD86, 1353 nucleotides. RefSeq lists its product as uncharacterized. The record is from RefSeq and is a predicted model, not a curated record. The coding region runs from base 1 to 1035 and encodes 344 amino acids. The transcript is spliced from 3 exons. NCBI's taxonomy places the organism in Eukaryota, Fungi, Ascomycota, Dothideomycetes, Mycosphaerellales, Mycosphaerellaceae.